This is a messenger RNA of Malania oleifera, 1866 nucleotides long. Its product is annotated as probable protein phosphatase 2C 63. The record is from RefSeq and is a predicted model, not a curated record. NCBI's taxonomy places the organism in Eukaryota, Viridiplantae, Streptophyta, Magnoliopsida, Santalales, Ximeniaceae. Bases 364 to 1524 code for a protein of 386 amino acids. Gene Ontology annotation, molecular function: cation binding; protein serine/threonine phosphatase activity. Gene Ontology annotation, biological process: protein dephosphorylation. The transcript is spliced from 4 exons.
AGUUUCUUCUUAUCUUGUGCUUGCCUUAUGUGACACUUCAAGUCUUCAACUCCCUGUCUGCAUUUCGUUUCCCAAUUCCCAUUUCCCCGAAAGUGGAAAUCAAUUUCCAAACCCCAUUAGCCGAAGUUUUCCCGCUGGGAAACAAUUUUCCCACUUGUUCCCACCACUUUCUCUCACUCUUUCUCUCUCUUUCCAAUUUCCCUGAUAUGCUUGUGGGUCUUGAUUUCAUGAACGGUUGUUUUAAAAAAAAAAAAAAAAAUCUUACCUGCACUUUGGCUAAACAGGUAAUAAGCAAGUUUGGAGAAUUCUAGAGGGAGAGAGGGUGUGGGGAGAGAGGGACAGAGAGAGAGAGAGAAGUGGAGGAUGUUGGAAAUGUGUAACAUAAGCAGAUCGCUGGGGUGGUGCUUCGGUGGUGAAGGAAAAGGUGGCGGUGGCGGAGAUGGACUGUUAUGGCACAUGGACUUGAAGCCUCACGCUUCCGGUGACUACUCCAUCGCCGUAGUGCAAGCCAACUCCUCCCUGGAAGACCAAGGCCAAGUGUUCACUUCUCCCUCCACGACCUACGUCGGCGUCUACGACGGCCACGGCGGCCCCGAAGCCUCCCGCUUCAUCACCCGCCACCUCUUCCCUUUUAUCCACAAAUUCGCGUCGGAAGAGGGGGGGUUGUCUGCGGAGGUGAUCAGGAAGGCCUUUGGUGCAACGGAGGAGGAAUUCUAUCACAUGGUGAGGACGUCGUGGCCGGCUCGGCCGCAGAUAGCUUCGGUGGGUUCGUGUUGCCUUGUCGGGGCGAUAUCGAAUGGUGUGCUGUAUGUGGCGAAUCUCGGCGAUUCCAGGGCGGUGCUUGGCCGCAGAGCGGCGGCGGGCUGGCUCGGCAAGCCGGUGGUGGCGGAGCGAUUAUCCACGGAUCAUAAUGUUGCUGUUGAGGAGGUGAGGAAGGAGGUGGAGGCACUUCACCCCGAUGAUUCCCAUAUUGUGGUGCAUACUCGCGGCGUUUGGCGAAUUAAGGGCAUAAUUCAGGUUUCAAGGUCAAUCGGAGAUAUAUAUCUGAAGAAACCUGAGUUCAACCGAGAUCCUCUUUUCCAGCAAUUUGGUUCACCCAUUCCUUUAAAAAGGCCUGCAAUGACGGCAGAACCUUCAAUAUUGAUUCGAAAGCUAAGGAAGCAAGACUUGUUUCUAAUAUUUGCAUCAGAUGGUCUUUGGGAGCAACUGAGUGACGAAACGGCUGUUGAAAUUGUUUUCAAAAAUCCUAGAGUUGGAAUAGCAAAGCGACUGGUGAGAACUGCCCUGCAGGAGGCUGCAAGAAAAAGAGAAAUGAGAUAUGAGGACAUAAAAAGAAUUGGAAAAGGAGUAAGGCGCCAUUUUCACGAUGAUAUCACUGUGAUCGUUAUGUACCUGGAUCAUCCAGCAGACAGUUCAAAUGGAAGAUUUGAUGAUCGCUGCCUAUUUGAUUGCACUAGUGCCCCUAUCGACAUCUUCUCUCUUAAUGCUGAUGGAGUCCAAAACUCACUCCGGACCAUUUCCUGAAUAUACCUACCAGCUCAAUGGUGUGUGUCAUCGUGUGAAUUGAUAAUAAGAAUAUUAGUGUAAAUAGGUGUGCCAAACCGGGAAGCAAUGCGGGGUUUCAAAAUAAUGGGUAUAGGGGGGGGGGGGGGGGGUGUUUGUGCAUAAUUUGGUGAGUGAGAGAUGAUAGGUUGAAGCUGCCAUUGACUUCCCAUCUUGGAUUUUGAUGUUGUUUAGUUGCCUUCAUCUUUGGAAGUGCUUUCAGAAACCAUUGUUUUUUCACUUCUAUUUGGUUUUGAGGAACUAUAUCGCAAGUUGAAGAUACGACAAUUGAAUGCGCGUUGAUUGCCAGUUUCAUUAGAACUG